CUCACCCCCCUCCUCUCUCUAGACAUUUCCUUCUCCCCUUCACACCCUCUCUCUCUCUCUCUCUCUCUCUUCCUCCAUGAAAAUGGCGGCAGUGCCGGCGCUGCCAUUGAAAUUCAACCCACCCUCCACCACCUCCCCCCGCUCCUGACCCAAAUUCCUCGCUGUCAGCCCACUAAAAAGAGCACUGAGAACAGGGGAGUGUUGGUAGGAGACGGUCGGAAAGCUCGCAAGCCGACCACUCACCAUAAUGAUCUCAGUCCUCAACUCUCUCCCCCCUCUUGCCCCUUACCUGGUCACCCUCCUCGCGCUCCUCGUCCUCCUCGAGCAGAUCUCCUACCUCCGCAAGCGCCGCCACGUCCCGGGCCCCCUCGCCGUCUUCCCCUUUCUCGGCAACGCCGUCCCCCUCGUCACCGACCCCACCCGCUUCUGGGACCAGCAGUCCCGCCUCGCCUCGUCCUCCCCCCACGGCUUCUCCGCCAACUACCUCGUCGGCCGCUUCAUACUCUUCAUCCGCGACACCGAGCUCUCCCACAAGAUCUUCGCCAAUGUGCGCCCCGACGGGUUCCACCUCGUCGGCCACCCCUUCGGCAAGAAGCUCUUCGGCGAGCACAAUCUGAUCUACAUGUUCGGCCAGGAGCACAAAGACCUCCGCCGCCGGAUCGCCCCCAACUUCACCCUGCGGGCGCUGUCCACGUACACUGCCCUACAGCAGAUCAUCGUCGUGAAGCACCUCCAGAGGUGGCUCGAGCUCUCGUCGAAGGCCGCCCCGGGGCCGAUCGCGCUCCGGCUGCUCGCGAGGGACAUGAACCUCGAGACCUCCCAGACCGUUUUCGCAGGGCCGUACCUGGGCCCCGCCGCCCGGGAGCGGUUCAACACGGACUACAACCUCUUCAACGUUGGCCUCAUGACGCUCCCUUUCGACUUCCCGGGGUUCGCCUUCCGGAAGGCCCGGUUCGCCGUUGACCGGCUGGUGGACACGCUGACGGGAUGCGUGGAGCAGAGCAAGGCGAGGAUGGAACUGGGCGAGGAGCCGUCCUGCCUGAUCGAUUUCUGGAUGCAGGAGACCGUCAGGGAGGUCGCCGCUGCCAAGCAGACCGGCGAAGCCGCGCCGCUGCACCCCGGCGACAGAGAGAUCGGCGGGCACCUCUUUGACUUCUUGUUCGCCGCCCAGGACGCCUCCACGUCGUCACUGCUGUGGGCGGUCACUCUGCUCGACUCCCACCCCGUCGUUCUGGCAAAGGUGCGCGAGGAGGUCGCUAGAAUAUGGUCGCCGGAGUCCAACACGCUGAUCACCGGCGAGCAGCUGAGGGAGAUGAAGUACACCGAGGCGGUAGCACGUGAAGUCAUCCGUUUCCGAGCUCCGGCGACAAUGGUCCCGCACAUCGCCGGGGCGGACUUCCCGUUAACCAAGGACUACACCAUCCCCAAGGGCACAAUCGUGUUCCCAUCAGUCUAUGAGUCGUCUUUCCAGGGGUUCACUGAGCCAGACCGGUUUGACCCGGACCGGUUCAGCGAGCCCCGGCACGAGGACAAGCUCUACAAGUGGAACUUCCUGGCCUUUGGGGCUGGAGCCCACCAGUGCGUGGGCCAGCGUUAUGCAUUGAACCACCUCAUGCUCUUCAUUGCGAUGUUCUCCAGCCUAAUAGACUUCAAACGCCACCGGACGGACGGCUGUGAUGACCUCAUGUACGUUCCCACUAUCUGCCCCAAGGACGACUGCAAGGUCUUCUUGUCACGGCGCUGCACACAAUUCCCCUCCUUGUCGCUCAGCUCAGCACUCUCUUCCAGAAGUGGAUAACGUCAUUAUUUGAAAUAAUUAUCAGGUGCUUCCGGCUAAAAUGACAUCGUAAUUUCACAACAACGAAUCCCCCAAAAAUUAAAAGCGAGAGGACACUUGUGAAUGACAAACUUUAAACAUUGGGAUUGAUGAUAAGAUGUUUUUAAUAAUUGUUAAAAUGUUUUAAAUCAUUUACAUUUCCAAACAAUUGUUUCAUCAAUCCCAACCUUAAAAAUAAUUUUCUACAAUUAUUCAGAAAAUCUUCAAGUGACUUUCAGCAAGUGUCCUUGGGAAUCAUUUUUCAUUUUGAACCUAAAAUGAGGUAAGAAUCAAUUUCACUUACUUGGUAAACAGAUGAUGGAAAAGGCCGGAUAGAAUCUGAUGGUGCUCCAGUGACAUAUGUGGUGGCACUGGCAUUCUUGUGAUUAUGGGAUGUGUUAUUGGGGUAUGAUGGUCAAAUCACGUUCUUCGCGUGUAAUUUAUUUCUUCAUUUUCUUUACUUUAUUUUUUCCUUUUGCCCUUUGAUUUCUGUAUUUUCUGUGGGCGCUGUAUAGGGAUCAAAUGAUGAAGAUUCUUUGGCAAAAUGUGGGUCUGAUUGAUUGGUGGAUUAUUGGUUUGGUGCUGGGGAGAGACAAUUAAAUAAAAUGCGAUUGCCAUUGGAUUGCUA
Messenger RNA from Punica granatum (pomegranate), 2444 nucleotides. The record is from RefSeq and is a predicted model, not a curated record. Lineage: Eukaryota; Viridiplantae; Streptophyta; Magnoliopsida; Myrtales; Lythraceae.